This is a messenger RNA of Achroia grisella, 3156 nucleotides long. Its product is annotated as VPS35 endosomal protein-sorting factor-like. Lineage: Eukaryota; Metazoa; Arthropoda; Insecta; Lepidoptera; Pyralidae. Gene Ontology annotation, cellular component: endosome. The record is from RefSeq and is a predicted model, not a curated record. The coding region runs from base 209 to 3067 and encodes 952 amino acids. The transcript is spliced from 18 exons. Gene Ontology annotation, biological process: endocytic recycling.
UGUAUUAUUUGUAUUUAUGUAAUUUGUUUACAGUUAUAAUUAUUUCGAAUUAUUGUGACGUGUUUAAUUUGAAAUAAGUUUUAUUUAUAAAUAUAUUUUCUGGAAAUUAUAUAAUUAUGCAUGUAAUCACAGUACUCUAGUCUUAUCCUGAUUUUUACAUAAUACAUUGUAAACUACUCUCAAUACAUUAUCCUUUAUAGCUGAUUUAAUGCUCGCACCUCAAAUAAUGCCGGUUUACUAUGAGUGGUCCUCUUUAAAAAAACAGGGUUGCAGGAAACAAGAAUGCCCUAGAUUUGAAUUGUCUAGUCAUCCAUUAAAAAGUAAUGUAACUACUAUGAAUGAUACUACUAGUACGAGUAAAAAAAUUAUUGAAAGCCUAAACAAAUGGAGUUCUGCCUUUGUAGAAGUAGAUCCGUUGCUGCGAUUUGAACAACUCAAUACAGAAGAUGAAAUUAGUCAUAUUGAAGUAACUAAUAAAGGCCCCAAUUAUUCUAAAACAUGGAGCUCAAAACGAUCCAGAAUACUAAGUAAAUAUACAACAGGAGAAAAGUUAACAAUUAUAAGCAGUUUUCUACCUGGUGGAGAAAAAAUUAGUUCAUUUUCAGCACUUAUAAGACAAGUGUCAAAUCUCAAUGAGAAAGUUAAACAUAGACUGGAACAAUUAGAUGAUUUCGACGAAAGUUCUGUCAGAAAAACGAUGGGAUUGAGUCAACAAGAAUUUGUUGUUAAGAUUAAUAUGCUCAAUGAAGAAAUAAAGAAGGCUUGGGAUACUGAACAAAGGGUGAAAGCAUUUAAAAUUGGUAUACAGUGUUCAAAGUUACUAUCUGACGUGAAUGUUAUGCAAUUCUAUCCCAGUAAAUUUGUAUUGAUCACAGAUAUAUUGGACACGUUCGGCAAUUUAGUAUUUGAUAGACUGAAAUUUAAAAGUUAUGGAACAGUUGGAGUAAAUAAUUUACAAGACAUUGAUCCUGCAGAUGUGUCUGAGUUAGCUAAAGAGACAUGCCAAAAUUGGCUUUUUAAAAUGGCCUCUAUAAGAGAGUUGCUUCCACGUCUUUACAUGGAAAUGUCCUUAUUGAAGUGCUAUUUAUUUAUUUCAAAGAAUGAAAUAAAGCCCGCCUUGGUAAGGCUUACUAAAAUGAUUAGGGGUAUAGGAAACCCAUUGGUUGCUGCAUAUUUAAGGGUUUACCUAUGCCAUGUGGCUUCCAAAAUAUUAGGAAAAGAAAGUGAAGAAAUAUAUUAUAAUAAUUUGAAAGAAUUUUUAUGUGAUUAUCAACAGAUAUUCCAUCAAAUGAUGAAGAAGAAAUAUGAAGGACAGUUAUUAACUCUAGAUAAAUAUUUAAACCUAUAUGUGCCAGCUGUUGAUUGGUUAUUAUAUGGUACCCUUAUCGAUUCUAGUAAAUGUAAAGACACCCUCCUGGAAGAAUUACUGAGGCAGUGUGAAGAAAUUGAAAAUAAUGAACUAUUACUUUGUUGCGUUGUUUCGGCCUUUGACUCCCUGAGCAUUAUAAAGAAAUCUUUAUAUAUUUUAGAAAUGAUUGAAAAGGACACUGAUAAAAUGGUAUUAUUGAACGAAAUUCUGACGUCUUUUGGAGAACAUCUGAGCACGGCGGAGAACUACCGACACCAGUCCGCUGAAACAUUGAUUCAAACAUUUUGGAAGGUCGCAAGCAACAUGAAGUCAGCUUUUCAUUUCUUACAGGUUUUGGAACCAUGGCUUCAGUUUGCAUGUACACAUUUGUCUACACAACAUGUUAAUAUUAUAUUGAGAGGAACUAUUCGCUACAUGAUAAAAUGUGGCAGACCUGCCGAUGAGUUCUCGGCCAAUUUUCAGUUUGUCGUGAAAAGAAUGUUGAAGUCCAUUCCAGAUGUUGAAGAACUAUUUCUGAUGGAUGCAUUUAUGCCGCUAGUGGAGUUAGUACAGACGCCAAAUGCGCGCACAAUGAUGGCUAAAACUGUGUUGUCAAUGUUUUUCUCACGGUACAGUUCCGAUUGCAUUGAGGAUCCUAUUAUAAUUUCAAGCUUGAUGAGGUUGUGUACUAUAUUACACGAUUCUAUAAGUGCUGUAACAGUUGAAGAUGAGAGUAAAUUAUUUGCUGAUCUCAUCAAUAAAUACAUACAGGCCGUCAGUUAUCAAGAUGACUUCGAGCAACAGCUUAAUUUUUAUGUAGAGUCUCGAUCAGCAUUCAUCAAGCUAGAUGCGGUUCUAGUCACUUUGGUACAUGCUGUGAACGCACUGUCGGUGCGCGAUACGGGCGGUGCGGGCGCCAGUGCGGGCGGCUGGUUGCAGCGCGCGUGCGCGGCGUACUGUUUCAUUACUGUUCCGUCGUUGCACUGCGCACUCACCAAGCUGCACCUCUACCUGCUAUCGGGACAGGUCGCGCUGCUUAAUAACUGCAUCGGUCAAGCCGAGGCCAAUUUCAAAGCACUCAUUGGACUAAUACCAGACAUUCCAGACUACGUAUUGGAAGAUGGUCAGAAGAAACCAACGCAUAUUAAAGUCGCAGGGAUUCUGAGCGAUUUUUUGUCUACACUGUUGAUAUUGCCCGAUAAUUUGGAUAGCAACUGCAAAGUAUAUAUAUUGAGUGGAUUAAUAAAAACAAUUGAGAGAAUACAUUGGAAGAAAACGGAACCAUUAUAUUACUCUACCUUACUUCGUAUUCUGGAUCUACUAAGUGAAUUGAUGCAAGAAAAAUAUGCUUAUCAUUUAGAUUGUGUUCUAUCAAAUGAUGUUCUAUAUGGAUCAGAGUCGGAGUUCGUCAGUGUCAUAGAAAACUAUGCAACAAAUAUAUGCCAAGAGCUAUUAGUGGUUUUGAAAAUGCUUGGCGAUGUUAAAGAAACCAAGAAACAAUAUAAUUUAGCUUUGGAACUAUUUUGGCGAGUUAUAAGGCGAGGUGAUUUACACCAGGGACCUAUGCUGAGUUUAGGAGCUAAUUUAUGGAUGUUAUCGCAAAAACUACAGGACUCUAAUAAUAAACUCGCUAGGACUAUGCUGCUAUCAUUGGAAAAUGACAAUAGACCAGCAAGUAAACGUUUACUUCAGAAACUUGAAGAAAAUUCUAAAUCAUAAAAUUAAUUUGAUUGAUGAAUGUUAAUAUAGUAAUUAUAAAGAAAACUUUCGUUUAUGUAAAUAUAAUAAUAUAAAUAUUGUAUUUAUAA